CAUUCUGCGUGUACAAAACAUCAGGAGAUGUCUGGACGAGGAAAAACCAGCGGCAAAGCUCGGGCCAAGGCCAAGUCUCGCUCGUCCCGGGCUGGACUGCAGUUCCCGGUCGGUCGUGUUCAUAGGCACUUGAGGAAAGGCAACUAUGCUCAGCGGGUGGGUGCAGGAGCCCCUGUCUAUCUGGCUGCUGUGCUCGAGUAUCUGACGGCUGAAAUCCUCGAGCUGGCCGGCAACGCGGCCCGGGACAACAAGAAGAGCCGCAUCAUCCCCAGACAUCUGCAGCUGGCCGUCCGCAACGACGAGGAGCUCAACAAGCUGCUGGGAGGGGUGACCAUCGCUCAGGGCGGUGUGUUGCCCAAUAUCCAGGCCGUGCUGUUGCCCAAGAAAACCGGCGCAGCGGGCAAGUAAGCGAGAGAAACUCAACAUAGUGACCCAAAGGCUCUUUUCAGAGCCACUCACCAUGUCUGUGGAAGGGCUGAUCAUCGAUUAUGCUUAGU
Molecule: messenger RNA, 497 nt
Organism: Amblyraja radiata (thorny skate)
Lineage: Eukaryota; Metazoa; Chordata; Chondrichthyes; Rajiformes; Rajidae
Product: histone H2AX-like
Exons: 1
Coding region: 28-408 (126 amino acids)
Cellular component (GO): nucleosome
Molecular function (GO): structural constituent of chromatin; protein heterodimerization activity; DNA binding
Source: RefSeq, a predicted model, not a curated record